Molecule: messenger RNA, 927 nt
Organism: Orbicella faveolata
Lineage: Eukaryota; Metazoa; Cnidaria; Anthozoa; Scleractinia; Merulinidae
Source: RefSeq, a predicted model, not a curated record
AUGAGCGUCUACGACGGUCUCGUUUUCAAAGGCGAGCGACCCCUUAUCCCCAAACUGAUGCGUAUGAAGAUGAAAGAACGCAUUCACAGUUCACACAUAGGACUGAACGGCUGCCUGAGAAGAGCCAGGGAGUGCAUGUACUGGCCCGGCAUGACUGGAGAACUGAAGGAGUACAUAUCACAAUGCAAGACAUGCAGCAAAUAUGAGGCAAAACAACCGAGGGAAUCCUUGAUGAGCCACGAAAUCGCAGAGCGCCCGUGGGAGAAGAUCGGUGCAGAUUUGUACAUUAUUGAUGGCAAAGACUACCUAAUUAUUGUGGACUAUUUCUCAAACUUCUGGGAAAUCGACCAUCUUCCCGACACAAAAGCGGGCACUGUCAUCAAGAAGCUGAAGUGCAAUUUCGCGAGACAAGGAAUACCAGACAUCGUGAUAAGUGACAAUGGUCCACAGUUCGCUUGCGAGAAAUUUACCAACUUUGCAAACGAAUGGGGUUUUGAGCACCGACCGGGGAGUCCUGGGCACCAACAAACGAAUGGCAAAGCAGAAGCAGCUGUCAAAGAUGCGAAACGCCUCCUGCGUAAGGCCAAAGAAGCCAAAGGAGACAUCUACCUUGCAGUGCUGGCACUGCGUAACACACCCACGGAAUCAAUGGGGACCAGUCCUGCCCAGCGGUUGUUAGGUCGACGUUGCAAAACACAACUCCCGGCAACCAAAGAGCUACUAAUGCCGCAGUCUGUACACACUGAAGCAGUAAAGAAGAAAGUCCAGGCGAGACGAGCGCGACAAGCCAAGUACUACAACAAGGGGACCCGUGACCUCUCCCCCUUAGAAGAAGGAGCUGUGGUGAGAAUGAGGCCAUUUACACUUGGACAGAAAGCAUGGGAAAAGGCAACGUACGUGCCAGUGGGCACAAUGGGCAGUGAGUGA